AUGGGCCGUGGAGUGAGCUAUGGCGGCGGCCGGAGUUCUUUGGGAUACUUGUUUGGUUCCGAGUCGGAGGGAGCUGGCCGGAGCAACAACUCUUCCUCUAGCCCCGGUAGUCCAGUGGCUCGUCGAAAAGAAAACAGUAGCAGCCCAAUCAAGUGGGACGUCCAAGAAGCACCUCCGGCCCAACCUGGUUCAGAGACUACAAGAAGCCCAGUAGCUCGUCGGAAAGAAUCCAGUAGCAGCCCAAUCAAGUGGGACGUCGAAGAAGCACCUUCGGCCCAACCAGGUCACCUGAAAAACAACUACUAUAGGUCGGAAGGUCAAAAUUGUGGUAACUUCAUUACGGACCGACCGACGACCAAGGUUCAUGCUGCUCCAGGAGGAGGGUCCUCAUUAGGCUACCUAUUCGGCGAUCCUAACAAAAAAUGA
Linum trigynum is the source of this 426-nucleotide messenger RNA. NCBI's taxonomy places the organism in Eukaryota, Viridiplantae, Streptophyta, Magnoliopsida, Malpighiales, Linaceae. The record is from the annotation of a GenBank genome assembly.